Messenger RNA from Hibiscus syriacus, 863 nucleotides. RefSeq lists its product as uncharacterized. The record is from RefSeq and is a predicted model, not a curated record. The coding region runs from base 51 to 497 and encodes 148 amino acids. The transcript has 5 exons. NCBI's taxonomy places the organism in Eukaryota, Viridiplantae, Streptophyta, Magnoliopsida, Malvales, Malvaceae.
CAACAAUCUGUAUUUCCCACUAGAAAAAGCGAGUCAGUUCGAACAAAACAAUGUUAGCUCAGUUCAGCUCAUCUAUGGCUAUGCGGAGAGCAAUUCAAAGGAUCCACACUCUCGUUGAUGCACCGCACCUCAAAAGCUUCUCUCUUAACGCACCCAAAAGUGUAGAUGUGGAGUAUGCAAAUGGCAUCAAGUUUAGCUUGUCAGCAGAGUUUUUGAGAGUUUACAGCCCUGCUGCUGAUGGCAAGAUUCGGUCAAUCGGCGGUGAAAAGGUUAUAUCCGGAAGACGCCAUGUCGGGAUAAUGUCUGCUGAACCUGUAGGAAACUAUGGGGUUAGGUUAGUUUUCGAUGAUUUGCAUAAAACCGGAAUAUAUUCUUGGGACUACUUCUAUAAUCUUGGGAGCAACAAGUUUACCCUCAUGAGAGAUUAUAUCAAAUCAUUGAAGAAGCAUGGACUCAGCCGGGAUCCAUCUAAAAGGAAGUCAUCGAAAGACCUCUGAUUACCCGAGUUAGUCCCUCUAGAACACUGUCUUAAUCUCUUAGUCAGGAUCAUCUUUGUGUUGCUUGGUUUUUUCGGAGGCUCGGAUAACGUAAGUAUUCUUUUGAGGAGCAUUCAUCAUUGGUUUAGUUUCUGGACUCAACUUGUUUUCCAGGUAAAAGAGGGAUUGUUCGUCGAAACAAAUGAUUUGCUUUCCAUCUCGAUAUUAUUGUUGCUUCCCUUUUCUUGUGGACUGAGAAAAUGCGAUGUUUUUUUUAACUUAAUUGUUCUUUUUAUAUGUUUAAUGAAAGGAGAAACUGCUAUUGUAUAUGUUUCCAUUAGAUUGUCUAAAUCUGAAUACUAAUAAUGAAUAUCAUGUUGAUGUUGU